Penicillium griseofulvum is the source of this 4170-nucleotide messenger RNA. Its product is annotated as putative copper amine oxidase. Gene Ontology annotation, biological process: DNA-templated transcription; regulation of DNA-templated transcription; amine metabolic process. NCBI's taxonomy places the organism in Eukaryota, Fungi, Ascomycota, Eurotiomycetes, Eurotiales, Aspergillaceae. Gene Ontology annotation, molecular function: copper ion binding; DNA-binding transcription factor activity, RNA polymerase II-specific; primary methylamine oxidase activity. Bases 1 to 4170 code for a protein of 1389 amino acids. The transcript has 8 exons. The record is from RefSeq and is a predicted model, not a curated record.
AUGUCUCAUCCACUUAGCAUUCUCUCCAUUGAAGAAACCAAUUUGGCCCGUGAUGUGGUCAAAGCUGCUCAUCCAAAUGUGGUAAUUGACUUUCGGGAGAUCUUCCUACAAGAACCACCCAAAGCUCAACUCCAGGAAUUUCUAGCGGUUGAACAUGCCGGUCGCUUGAGCCCAACUACCCCACGACCCCCGCGUUUAGCGCUGUGUCAAUACGAUGUGAUUGGAGUGGACCGUAUUCCUCAGUUUCACGAAUCUGUGAUUGAUGUGGUUUCACAGUCGCGAGUGAAACACACAGUGGUGGGGAAGGAACACCACGCCAGUUUGACUCUGAGUGAGUUUGAUGUGCUCGUCGACCAAUGUAUGAAAUCACCUUUGUUUCAGAAAGCACUGUCGGAAUUCGAUCUUCCUGAAGGUUUCGAGGUCGUUAUUGAGCCAUGGCCGUAUGGUGGCUUGGAUCAUACCGAUGAAAACCGUCGGUUUUUCCAAGGCCUUUGUUUUGCUCAGGACAAACGUUCUGGGAAUGAAGAUUCCAAUUUCUAUUCUUUUCCCUUGCCCAUCAUUCCCGUGAUGGAUGCCCACACACAAGAAAUUAUCCGGGUAGAUCGACCCGCCACCGGCGGUAAAGGCGAUGGUCUACUUGAACAGACCUUCAAACGGGAUAUCAUUGGCCACUGCAAGCCGUCCGAAUAUGUGCCAGAGCUGAUGCCCGAGGGGACUCGAAAGGAUCUCAAACCACUGAAUGUGGUCCAGCCUGAGGGUCCGUCCUUCCGAGUCACCAACGAGUCUCUUGUGGAAUGGCAGAAGUGGCGGUUCCGUGUUGCUUUUAAUCCACGAGAAGGCGCAACGAUUCACGACGUCUCGUAUGACGGCCGUAGUGUGAUGCACCGGCUGGCAAUCAGUGAAAUGACCGUCCCCUACGCUGAUCCUCGACCACCUUUCCACCGAAAACAAGCCUUUGAUUUUGGUGACGGAGGCGGCGGGAAUAUGGCUAACAACCUCUCGCUCGGCUGUGACUGUCUUGGAGUCAUUAAAUAUUUCGAUGCCAUUAUCACCCAGGCAGACGGAACCGCCCAGAUCCUUCCGAAUGCGAUUUGCCUCCAUGAACAAGACAAUGGAAUUGGCUGGAAGCAUUCUAACUGGCGCACUGGCCGUGCGGUCGUUACGCGGAACCGGGAGCUUGUCGUCCAGUUUAUCAUCACGCUGGCCAACUACGAAUACAUCUUCGCCUAUAAAUUUGAUCAGUCAGGCGGAAUUACAGUCGAAGCACGCGCAACCGGUAUCUUGAACGUUGUCAAUAUUGAUUCUGGUAAGGUCAGUGAUUAUGGAAAUGUAGUGAGUGGUGGUGUUCUCGCCCAGAACCACCAGCACAUUUUCAAUAUCCGCAUUGAUCCAGCCAUCGAUGGCCCCAACAACUCUGUGGUGGUAGAGGAAUCUCAUCCAGUCCCAAUGAAUGCCGUUACCAACCCCAACGGAAAUUUCUAUCAAGUCACCAAGCAGACCGUAGAGCGUGCAUCUUGGAUCGAUGCCGCUCCGCAGCUCAAUCGGACCAUCAAGAUGAUCAAUCCCCAUAUAAAGAAUCCUAUCAGUGGAAACCCCGUGGGUUAUAAGUUUAUCCCGCUGGCCACUCAGACUCUAUUAGCCGAUCCUGCAUCGGUGCAGGCGCGCCGGGCUCAAUUUGCUCAACACCACGUUUGGGUCACGAAGUAUCGCGACGGGGAGCUGUAUGCUGGAGGUCGUUAUACUUUGCAGAGUCAAAUUGAAGUUGAAGGUGUCUCGGAUGCUGUUCUUCGGGGUGACUCUGUCGUUGAUACCGACGUGGUGGUUUGGAAUUCCUUUGGCAUUACCCACAAUCCUCGUGUAGAGGAUUGGCCUGUGAUGCCCGUUGAGAUUUUUCAACUCAUGAUCCGACCCGCGGACUUCUUUGUGGCCAACCCGUCGCUUGAUGUGCCUUCGAACAAGAAUGUCACGGGGUCUCGGUUUAUCUUUCCGAUUUCCGAGGUUUCCCUCUUCAACUCCUCGAGAAUGGUUUCCGAAUCUCAGGAUUCAUCUCGAAAAAGGGCUAAAUAUACUCAGGUGGCUUGUAAUGAAUGCAAACGACGCAAGCUGAAAUGUAGUGGUGGCUUGGUCUGUGUGAGAUGUUCUCGUGAUCAGAUCCCUUGUGUCUACACCAGUCGUCCCUCUAGCACGAUCCACGAGACCAGCAAGGAUGAAAGAGAAAAUGUCCGAUUUCAAGCUGUGGAUAGACAAUUGGAGACACUUCGGCGGGAAAUGCGGACCCUUUCCGCUCGUGUUCAUGAACUUGAAUCCACUCCUGCCUCGCCCCCACUAACUGGUCUGCACCGUAUUCUAGAUGCUCCUAGGUCUCCAACGUAUGUCGGACCUACGAGUGCCGAGUUUGGGCUCACCCGAAAGUCGUUAUCCCAAGCUGGCGACUGUACUAUUGACCACCCCGGUGACCUAUCAACAACUGCCCCCAGUCCUGCGCCUUCGGAUAGAGGCGAAAAUGCUCUUGGGAAUAGCCUGGGGGUAGAUGAAACCUUACGUUUAGUGCAGGUCUAUGAGGAUACAGUCGGUGUAAUGUACCCUUGUGUCGACUUGGAUGGAGUGCGAGCAUACGUCCUCGAGUUCUAUCGCUCUCAGGAUUCAACCACAGCGUCUUCGUCUGUUUUGUCGAUGCAGACAGCCUCGGAUCAGGAUUGGUUUUCUGCACGCGAUGUCCAAGUCCUGAAGAUUCUGCUGGCGACCGCUCUACUAGUCGAAUCGCAUGGUCGCAGCGAGCGUGCCGCUCAGUUGGCUGAUAGUGUGGAGGAUCGCUUCGCUAGCCGAUUGAAAAUUGCGGAGGUGGAUAUGAAAGAAAUUCUGAUUCUGACUCUGUUGUCGAUUUUUCACUCUUACCGCGAUGAUGAAGUCAUCGCCGGGCGUUUGAUUGGCAUGGCAGUUCGAGGGAGUACGGAGCUCGGUCUUCAUCGUCAAGAAACAUGGCAAAAGACGGGAGGGGUUUUCCCGGGCGAAUUGGAAUGGACGUGGGCAAGCCGACUGUUCUGGUGCAUCUAUGUGUUAGAUCGCAAGUGUGCCUUUGGCACCGGGCUGCCAUUCGCCAUUCAAGAUUCUGAUAUUGACACCAACUUGCCUGAGCCGGGCCACUCUACUCCGUACCUGACUUGCAUGAUCUCUCACGCACGCCUGAGCACAAAGAUAUGGGGCCUGGUCGUUGGAUGGCCCAACCGGUCACAGGCGGCCACAACAGAUGGUUGCGCUUACUUGGACGCUCAGGUUCAGCAAUGGAUUCAUUCUAUUCCUCGUGAAUUGCGGUUUGAUCCGGCUGCAUCAGAGCAGACCGAUCGAGCUAUGAUGCUUCAGGUGCUUCUUGCUCUACAGGCAAACCAACUUCGAAUUCUUGUGUAUCGACAAAACUUGCUCAGCGAUGAGCGGAUAGCGGACAAUGUGACCGGUGCAUCGACCGCCGUGGAAACGGCGAAGAGCACCGUUCAUAUGUUGGACUAUUUUAGCCGAGUCUCAAGUAUAUAUUUCCAGCGCCCGGAGCCAUUCAACUAUUUUCUCUUGUCUGCCCUCGCUGCCCUCUUCUUGGCCGUUUUACAUGCCCCGGCGCGUUUCAGCCAUGCUUGCCGGCCCGAAUUUUACACAGCUGUGGACAUGGUUCGCCGGUCGGCAACCCGCGCCCGUACUUCCCGGAGAUUGCAAAAGAUCCUUCACAGUUUGAAACAGUUGAACCUGAGGUGGGAAGCUGGCCGACAGUCUGGAGGUCAUCCCACAAAGGCAGAUUUCAAGGGGAAAGAGCCUCAUUCGCGUGCUACAUCUUUGUACCCCGGCAUAUGGGAUACGACGCCGGUAUCAACCACAGAGUCUGCCGCUGCAAAUUGUACCCCCAGCCUCCAUCAAACAUCUGGGACAACUACUCAGCUCUCAUCGAACACUUUCUGGCCAAUGUCACCUGGUACAGUAGAUGGUCCUCAAUCCAAUGUCUGCGAAGACUUGAGCAGCUUUUUUGAGAUUGCAGGUGGAUUUUAUUUUGACCCUCAAACCGGCUUGGACAGCGCUGUCGGAGCAAAUGUGGCGUUGGCUCCUCCAGGUGACACGCGAUCGCCUGCGCUGGACGCCUUUCAUGCCGAGGAUGAGGCAUUGACACGAGUCAUGGCUGGCUUGUUAUGA